AAAACACUUGUUGCUUGCAUUGUUUAAAUAAUUUAAACGCAAUUUAAAUAUUAAAUUGCGUGCCGCUGCGUAUCCACAACGUGUCGUGUAUUCAAAAUGAGCAGUGAGAAAGUGAAAAACGGCAAUGGCAUCGAGCACGAAGACAGUGACGACUCGUGCGGCGAUGAGUCAGCGAGUUUUACAACAAAUAGCACCACAUCGCGCAGUAAAUCGCCUUCGAGCUCACGUAGCAAGCGUCGUGGACGCCGAAAUCCCAAAUCGAAGCCCAAAAGUGGUGCUGCUUAUAAAUACGACACACACGUAAGGGAAAACCAUGGCGCCAACAUAUUUGGUGUAGCUUUCAACACACUGUUGGGCAAGAACGAACCACAGGUGUUUGCAACGGCUGGCAGCAAUCGUUGUACGGUCUACGAGUGUCCGCGCAAAGGCGGCAUCACGCUGCUUCAUUGUUAUGCCGAUCCAGAUCCCGACGAAGUGUUCUACACUUGUUCCUGGUCCUAUGACCUAAAGACGGCGGCGCCAUUGCUUGCCGCCGCAGGUUAUCGUGGCGUCAUUCGUGUCAUUGAUAUAAAACAGAAUGAGGCAGUGGGAAAUUAUAUUGGGCAUGGCCAGGCCAUUAAUGAACUAAAGUUCCAUCCGACCAAGCUGCAGCUGUUACUCUCGGGCAGCAAGGAUCAUGCUAUACGCCUUUGGAACAUACAAACGCAUGUCUGCAUUGCCAUCUUUGGUGGCGUCGAAGGCCAUCGUGACGAGGUGCUAUCCGUUGACUUUAACAUGCGUGGCGAUCGUAUCGUGUCCAGUGGAAUGGAUCAUUCAUUGAAGCUGUGGUGUCUGAACACGCCCGAAUUCCACCAUAAGAUUGAACUCUCGCAUACAUUCAGCCAGGAGAAAUCAACAUUACCAUUUCCCACAAUCACCAAACAUUUUCCGGACUUCUCGACGCGGGACAUACAUCGCAAUUAUGUAGACUGCGUGCAAUGGUUCGGAAAUUUUGUGCUCUCAAAGUCCUGCGAGAAUGCCAUUGUCUGCUGGAAGCCUGGCCAGCUGCAUCAGAGCUUUGAAAACUUAAAGCCCAGUGAUUCUUCAUGCACCAUUAUUGCGGAGUUCGAGUACGACGAGUGUGAGAUUUGGUUUGUGCGUUUUGGUUUCAAUCCUUGGCAAAAGAUUAUCGCGCUGGGUAAUCAACAAGGCAAGGUGUAUGUGUGGGAGAUGGAUCCCAGCGAUCCGGAGGGCGCACAUAUGACCACCCUGCAUAAUCCACGUAGUGUCUCCACCGUGCGUCAGAUUGCGUUCUCACGCGACGCCAAUGUUCUUAUUUAUGUCUGCGAUGAUGCCACUGUGUGGCGUUGGAAUCGCAGACAAGCCGUUGCCAUCUAAACACAACUCUAGAGUCCCAUUUUCAUCACAUUGUGCCGUAAUUAUAUGAAGUACUCUCUCAUGGACAAACAAACAUGCCUCGUUUGCGAAAAACGAAAUGAUUUGUCGAAUUCAGUGUAUUCCACGUUCAGCACGCCUGGCACUGAAUUGGCAAGAUUUUCGUUUUGCGAAUAUGUUGGCACGGUUGUAUUGUGCGAUUUUAAAAAGAAUUAGAUUUCAAAGGCCUACAAUUAAAUAUAUCUAAACCUAUAACAGGUUUAUUUAUCUAGCAUUGUUAUAAUGCUAUGACGUGAAAAUGAUUACAUUAGUAAUUAAGUUUAUCACAAACAAGUGAAUUUAAUUGACUAACUAAUGUAUUACUAUUAAUAUCGCUUUAGUUCACAUGUUGUUAUGAAAAUGGGAUUUUAAUCCACACCUAUUUUAGCUCAACACAGCAACCACAACCAAAUCUCACGUGGCCAAAUAACAUAGCAUCUGAUUUGCAUUCAUAAAGCCUAGUUCCUAGUUAUUAGUACACGUCAACAAUUAAAGUUAUCAACAUAAAUCACAACA
Scaptodrosophila lebanonensis is the source of this 1929-nucleotide messenger RNA. Its product is annotated as polycomb protein esc. Gene Ontology annotation, biological process: negative regulation of transcription by RNA polymerase II. Gene Ontology annotation, molecular function: nucleosome binding; protein binding. NCBI's taxonomy places the organism in Eukaryota, Metazoa, Arthropoda, Insecta, Diptera, Drosophilidae. The transcript has 4 exons. Gene Ontology annotation, cellular component: ESC/E(Z) complex. The record is from RefSeq and is a predicted model, not a curated record. Bases 97 to 1377 code for a protein of 426 amino acids.